Diorhabda sublineata is the source of this 1563-nucleotide messenger RNA. Its product is annotated as tigger transposable element-derived protein 4-like. Gene Ontology annotation, molecular function: DNA binding. The record is from RefSeq and is a predicted model, not a curated record. The coding region runs from base 1 to 1563 and encodes 520 amino acids. NCBI's taxonomy places the organism in Eukaryota, Metazoa, Arthropoda, Insecta, Coleoptera, Chrysomelidae. Gene Ontology annotation, cellular component: nucleus. The transcript has 3 exons.
AUGAGCGAAGGAACACAAAAUGAAGACUGCCCCAUGGAAGCAGAGUAUAUUUCCAGGGAAUCGGAAGAAAUUAUUUCCAGAAGUUGGGUCCAACGGUUUUGCGUUAGGCAUGCCAUUGUUAUUAAAAAACUUAGUGGGGAAGCCGCGGGAGUCCCAUCGGCAACAUCUAAUGAUUGGCUAUCCAAAGUUUGGCCUACUAUUCGAGAAGGCUACAGUGAUAGUGAUGUAUUCAACGCUGAUGAGACAGGUUUAUUUUAUAAACUUACGCCUGACCGUACCCUUCACUUCAAAGGAGAAAAAUGUUCAAACGGGAAACUUUCGAAAGAAAGGAUAACUGUUUUAGUUGCUGCAAACAUGAGUGGAUCAGAAAAACGUAAGCUUUUCGUGAUAGGAAAGUCUAAGAACCCGCGUUGCUUCAAAAAUGUAAAAAAUUUGCCAGUCGAUUAUUACAAUAACCAGAAAGCCUGGAUGACAACCGAUCUGUUCAAUAAAUUCCUUUUAGACUGGGACAAGGAAUUGAAGAAAAAGCGCAGAAAGAUUUUGCUACUCAUCGAUAAUUGCCCUUCUCAUAUUGAUUUGAGAGAUUUUGAAUUUAUAAAGGUUGUAUUUUUACCACCUAACACAACGUCCGUUCUCCAGCCAAUAGACCAAGGGAUAAUACAGAAGAUUAAAACUAAUUUCAGAAAGCAGCUUGUUUUACGGUUUCUUCAAGAUGUGGAGGAAAAUCGGGAAACAAAAAUUAGCAUCCUUGAUGCUAUUAUAAUGGUCCACCAAGCUUGGGAAGAUGUACCUGCGACAACAAUCACAAAUUGUUUCAAACAUUCUGGUGUGCUGGGAAAUCAAAAUGAGGAACAACCGUCAGAACCAGCCGAAACUAACGCACUGGAUGAACCUGAGUUUUUGCCGUGGUCCGAAUCCUUAGAACUGCCAACCUUAAUAAAUAAAGAUGUCUUAGCAGACUAUGCAAAAAUUGACGAGGGUCUCCACACGGAACAAGAUAUUAGUGAUGAGGACCUUAUCAAUGAACUUGACGCCGAUAUUGAAACCGACAAUGGAGAAGAGGAUGUAGAAGAACAACUUGACAUCCCACCGUUAACCGACGCAUUGAGGGCGGCACAACUUUUGAAGAAAUUUGUGAUAGACAAAUUGAUUAUAAAACGAGAUAAAAAUUCAGAAGUGCGGAAAUACCAAACCCGCUACGAAUGGGGUUCUAAGAUCUCACGAAAAAACGAGAGCGACAUGAAAGUGCGUACAUCCGUGUACUCGAAUAAGUUCGGUGAAAAACGAAAAGUGUAUGUGGAAGGGAGAACCCUAAAAACAAUUGAAAAUCCGAAAGCGAACAAAAUGAACGGUUGCAAGAAGCUAAAAGCUGGUAACAACAAUCCCAGCAAUACCAUAGAUGAAGAUCAAGACAUGAUAAACCCCAAUAUCCCUACCAAAAACAAGUUUGGGGUUCUCAAUAAUGAGAAUCUCGAUCAAAGAGGAGAAAGCUUAAGCAGCGCGCCUAUAAGCCGCGAAAAAACUCUCUACUUUUUGCCCUAUUUUUAUCUGUUAUGGGCAUAA